AUGGCUUCUUCUUCUUCUUCUUCGUCGACCCAUCAACUGAAGAAAUACGAUGUGUUCAUUAGUUUCAGAGGAGCUGAUGUUCGCGUUGGUUUUCUGAGUCAUCUGCAAGAAGCAUUGCGCCGAAACCUAAUCAAUGCUUUUGUGGAUGAAAAUCUUGAUAAAGGAGAAGAAAUCUCAGCAUCCCUCUUGGACAUAAUUGAAAAAUGCAAUAUUUCCAUUAUUAUUUUCUCGGAAAAUUAUGCACAAUCUCGGUGGUGCUUGGAUGAAUUACUGAAGAUAAACGAGUGCAAGAAAACCAUGGGACAAAAAGUCUUGCCGGUUUUCUACAACGUAGAUCCAACACAAGUUCAAGAGUUGACAGGCAGCUUCGGGGAUGCAAUUGCAAAGCAUGUUGAAGAAUUCAAGGACUCUUUGUAUAAUAAGGUGGAGAGCUGGUCCCAAGCUUUGAGAGAAACUGCUGGGUUGGCAGGCUUGGUCUCCCACAACACUAUGUAA
This is a messenger RNA of Manihot esculenta (cassava), 495 nucleotides long. Its product is annotated as disease resistance protein RPV1-like. Lineage: Eukaryota; Viridiplantae; Streptophyta; Magnoliopsida; Malpighiales; Euphorbiaceae. The coding region runs from base 1 to 495 and encodes 164 amino acids. Gene Ontology annotation, biological process: signal transduction. The transcript has a single exon. The record is from RefSeq and is a predicted model, not a curated record.